Penaeus monodon (black tiger shrimp) is the source of this 1457-nucleotide messenger RNA. RefSeq names its product regucalcin-like. The record is from RefSeq and is a predicted model, not a curated record. Gene Ontology annotation, biological process: L-ascorbic acid biosynthetic process. The coding region runs from base 145 to 1140 and encodes 331 amino acids. Lineage: Eukaryota; Metazoa; Arthropoda; Malacostraca; Decapoda; Penaeidae. The transcript is spliced from 7 exons. Gene Ontology annotation, molecular function: calcium ion binding; gluconolactonase activity; enzyme regulator activity.
UCAUCCCUUGCAAAGCAUUCGAUUUCCGUUGCAAUAUUGCAAUCUCAGGUAACUCGCCGAGGUCACAGUGGCAGCCUUUCACAAAUUCACCGCUGUCUCGGCCAGUUUUCGCAAGCACUUGGCGAGGAUCGGAAUACAUUUGCCAUGAGCCAGAUAAGUGCCCUGAUGGAGGGCGUGACGGUGGAACAGCUGGACUUCCCGCCCCUGGUGCUGGGCGAAGGACCCUACUGGAUCGAGAGCCUCCAGGCCCUCAUGCUCGCCGACGUCUACAGCAACAUCCUCAGGAGGCGCUUCUUCCCCUCCGGCAGACACCAGGUCCUUCAUCUAGGCGAGACCGGCGGCCCCAACGACCUGGUGACAGCCGCGAUCCCGGUGGAAGACGAGGCCGACCUGUACGUGGCCGCGACGGGGAAGGACCUGUCGUUUCUGCGCUGGAGGGCACGGGAUCCCGACGACCACAACACGACCGCGAAGUCCGUCCACACGACCUACGACUUCGGCUUCAACGACGCCAAGUGCGACCCUCAAGGCAGACUCUGGGCAGGCACGGUAUCCCUGCUGGACAAAGGCGAAGAAGCGACGGAAGCUAAUUCUUCGCUGUACAGGAUGGACAGUAACCUCGUUGUCACUGAAUGGGCUCCGGUGUUCCUCUCCAACGGCCUGGCCUGGAGUCUGGACCGGAGGAGCUUCUACUUCGUGGACACUCACACUCGCACCAUCGACGCCUUCGAUUACGACGACGAGUCCGGAGCCAUCAGCAACCGCCGCCUGCUUCUCGACUACGCCAAGGCCGACCUGAGAGAUCAAGUUCCCGAUGGAAUGGCGAUCGACGUCGACGGGAACCUGUGGGUGGCGUCCUUCGGCGCACAUCAGGUCAUCUGCCUGAACCCCAGCUCUGGCAGGAUCCUCCGCCGGGUCACCGUUCCGGCCAAGAACCCGACUUCGGUGUGCUGGGGGGGGCCCGACUACUCCACCCUCUUCGUGACUUCGGGAACCCUCUUCAUGACCCCGGAGGAGGUCGCGGCUAACCCGUCUUCGGGAAGAACCUUUGCCGUGACGGGUCUUGGCACCAAGGGCCUCCCUGCUGCGCGGUUCAGGGUCACUUCUGAGCAGCUCCGGGCACGAAGGGUGUUUGUGUGACGGGAUUUAGGGAUGGGCACUGUCAUGGCAUAGUGGGGAUAUGAUGCAGUAAGAUGACGAUGAGAUGAGUAAUAGAAAGUGGCUUUGAAUGCUGUUUAAGCCACAGUCACAAACGUAUUUUUAAGGAUUCACUAUCUAUUUCCAGUUUCAGUUUAGCACUUGUAUUUCACACUUCUUCCUGUUAUAGUUCGCUGUUUCGGUGAAUAUGCGCAAAAAUUAAAGUAAGAUUUAUGCUUUUCCGUUAGAAAAAAAAUAUUGAAUAAUUUCUAACGAUAAUAAUUAAAGUUUUGUCUGUAUUGUCAUUUUCAGCUUUUACA